This is a messenger RNA of Debaryomyces tyrocola, 1044 nucleotides long. The record is from the annotation of a GenBank genome assembly. Lineage: Eukaryota; Fungi; Ascomycota; Pichiomycetes; Serinales; Debaryomycetaceae.
AUGAUAUCUAAAGAGGUUACAGAAACCUUAAAUAACCAAUCAAUACCAAACAUAGAUAAAUAUUUAUAUUUGAAGCAAAUAAUAUACACGAAUACCGAGUCAGAAUCUAAUCAAGUGCUAGAUAACUUACCACUAGAUAGCGAAGAUGAAGAGUUGGGUGCAUUAAUGAUCUUAUUGAAAAUUGAGUUUAUCCUAGAAUUUAAAGAAAUAGAUAUCUAUGAGGUGGAUUCUCUUAAUAAAAUGGUUCAGCUUUCGAGUGCUUUCCCAAAAGGGCCUUUUAACGUACAGACUAAUCCAACUAGACAAUACAUACGAGUGAAAUAUAAUGAUUUAUACAACGAUUUCCAAUAUCUAUUCAAUCCAACUGUUACAAUCUUUAGGUUUAUGGAGCUUGUCAAUAAAAAAUUAACUACAUUGAGUAACAUACCUGAUACGGAAGAUGAUAAUGUUAUAGAUUUGGCAGUAGACUUAUACUUGAAGGUGGUUGAUUACUGUUUGUUGGCAGGAAGCGACUUCAGGAAAAAAAACAUAUUGAAGUUUCUUGACGAAACAUUAGGGAUAUCGCAAGCAACAGGGCUAGAUUCCACGAUUGCAAGCAGAUUUAACAAGAAAGUCGAUGAUUCAAUAAGAGGUAUAUUCACAUUACUUAACGAGGAGAAAUUUAUCCUGUUUACACAAUACGAAACAUUUUUGACUAAUUCGGAAGCACCAAUAGUGAAGAGAAUUGCGAAGACCAAUUCAUCAUUAUUGGUAUCAAAUUUCCUUGAAAAUAAUAUUUCGUUGCUUCCUAAAUACUAUAUGAAUAUUCAUUUAGAUAAGAUAACGCAAUUGUUCAUAAUACCGACAGAUUUGGAUAUUGAGGGCCUUGUUUCGCAAAUGAUAAUCAAUGGAAAAUUACCACCAGGUACUUGCAUAGAUCAAAUGGAACAGACUAUAAUAUUUGGCGAAUUUCAGCCUGAAUACAGCAAUUUUGACACGCAUGUGCAAGAGGUUUCUGAAAUGGUAGACGAAAUAGCAAAUAUAAUUCAUAACACCAAUAUAUAA